Prosopis cineraria is the source of this 2308-nucleotide messenger RNA. RefSeq names its product wall-associated receptor kinase 2-like. Gene Ontology annotation, molecular function: ATP binding; polysaccharide binding; calcium ion binding. The record is from RefSeq and is a predicted model, not a curated record. Gene Ontology annotation, biological process: protein phosphorylation; cell surface receptor signaling pathway. The transcript has 3 exons. NCBI's taxonomy places the organism in Eukaryota, Viridiplantae, Streptophyta, Magnoliopsida, Fabales, Fabaceae. Gene Ontology annotation, cellular component: plasma membrane. Bases 1 to 2196 code for a protein of 731 amino acids.
AUGGGGUUGAGAACGCUGGUUUUGAGAGUGGCUUUAGUGGCGUGCACACUGGGCGCAGCAGCCGCCCAAUUGAAAGCGCGUUGCGACAGCAAGUGCGGGAACGUGAGCAUCCCGUAUCCCUUCGGCACAAGAGAAGGCUGCUUCAGAGAUCCUUCUUUCCUCAUAACCUGCAACUCUUCCUCCGGAUUCCCCAUUCCCUAUCUGAGAAAAGGCAACAUCCGAGUUCUCAACAUCUCCCUGCACCCUGCAGAGAUGCGCGUCUCUACUCUCGUCCCUUAUGACUGCUAUUAUCCCAACGGAACCAAUCAUCGGCGAAAGAGUACUCUGACCCUUAAGAAGUUUGCCAUAUCCAAUACCAAGAACAAAUUCUACGUGGUCGGCUGUGACACCUACGCGUGCCUAAUUGGAAACGACUUUGCAACUGGCUGCGUCUCCGUUUGCAGUAACUUGACGCACAUGACGAACGGAUCCUGUUCUGGCGUUGGCUGCUGCACGACCACUUUCCCCCAAGCCAUUCGGAAUUUCAAUCUCAGUAUUGGUAGCUAUGAAAACCACACACACGUGCUGGCCUUCAAUCCUUGCAGCUACGCGUUUGUGGCGGAGGAUGGAUCCUUCAACUUUACCACCCAAGACCUGCUCAAUCUGCACAAGAGACCAACGUCUCCUGUGCUUCUCAACUGGGCUGUUGACAACCAGACAUGCGCCCAUGCCCGACAGAAUUCGAGCAGCUACGCUUGCAAAGCCAACAGUGAAUGCUAUGAAUCAGAAGCUGGUAUUGGGUACCUCUGCAGAUGUAAGGAGGGGUUCAAAGGCAACCCUUACCUCUCUCACCCGGAUUCAGGCUGCCGAGAUACCAAUGAGUGCGCCACUCAAAAACUUUGCAGUAUGAGAUGCCACAACUUGGACGGCAACUAUACUUGUUCUUGUCCCCCGGGAUAUAAAGGCGACGGUUACAUUCAUGGAUCCGGCUGCAAAUUCCCUUUCCUUGAAAUAUCAUUAGGAAUUAGUGUAGCCUUGCUGGUUUUUUUCAUGCUACUCUCCACGUUAUAUUGGGUGCACAGGCAAAGAACAAUGAAAAAAUUGCGAAGGAGAUAUUUUGAACAAAAUGGAGGAACUAUGCUGCAACAAUUUUCGCAAGGACAAGGAUACUCUGAGAGAACUAGGAUAUUUACUGAAAAUGAGCUUAAGAGUGCCACAAACAACUUUGAUGAAAGUAGAAUUCUUGGUCGAGGAGGACAAGGGACAGUGUACAUGGGUAUAUUACCAGACAAAACACUCAUUGCCAUUAAGAAGUCUCGAGUAGGAGGAGAUCCUAGACAAAUUAAAGAUUUUAUUAAUGAAAUGGCCGUUCUUUCUCAAAUCAACCAUACAAACGUAGUCAAAAUUUUGGGGUGUUGUCUUGAAACUGAAGCUCCUUUGUUGGUUUAUGAGUUUGUGGACAAUGGCACACUUCUUGAUCACAUAGAUCCUUUAAAGAAUGAGUUCUCUUUUUCAUGGGAGACUCGAUUGAGGAUAGCUGCAGAAACUGCUGAAGCUAUUUCAUAUUUACACUCUUAUGCUUCAAUUCCAAUUAUUCAUCGGGAUAUCAAAUCUGCUAACAUACUUUUAGACCAUAACCUCAAGGCAAAGGUAUCUGAUUUUGGAGCUUCAAGACUUGUUCCUCUUGAUGAAACUCAAGUUACCACAGUGGUGCAAGGGACACUUGGAUACUUGGAUCCAGAGUAUCUUCACACAAGCCAGUUGAAUGAAAAGAGUGAUGUUUAUAGCUUUGGAGUUGUACUUGUGGAGUUAUUGACAGGAAAUAAAGUAGUUGAAUUCAAUAGACCGGAACAAAGAAACUUGGCCAUGUACUUUGUGUCUUUGAUGAAAGAAGAUCGUUUGUGGGAAAUUCUUGAUAAAAGAGUAUUGGAUCAAAAGAACGCAGAGCAAUUGAAAGAAGUUGCUUUCUUGGCAAGGAGAUGUGUUAGAGUGAAAGGAAAGGAAAGGCCCACUAUGAAAGAAGUAGCAAUGGAACUACAGGGCAUGAGGGCAAUGGAAAAGCAUCCUUGGGUAAAGGGUGAGGAUCCAAUGUCGGAAGAAAGUGAAUACUUGCUGGGUCAUAUACCUGAUGGUUAUGAGGUAGCUAGUACAAGUAAUUCAGUUGCCAAUGAUAGCAUACAAAAGCAGAUUGCAUCCGAGAUUGCAAAUGGACGAUGAUAUACCAUUUGGUAUUCAUAGAUGUUGUAUUAUGUCCUUUUUGUUUCAUAGUUUAUACCUACUUUUACCAUGUUAUUGUAUUCUAGUCACUUUGAUAGAUGUUGUGAGUAAG